CGGUACUACAUCCCGUGGCCCAGCCUCCUCAUCGCAGCGCUGGUCGCCAUCCAUCCGCUCCUCCUGUACCACAACAGAUGGUGACAACAACAUUGCAUCAAGAGGGGAGCACAUCAACAGACCGCAGCAUCCUUCCCGUGUAACACGGGCCUUUUGUCAGCAUGCUCAGAGGAUAGCAACGCGUGAGGCUUUGACUUCACGCGGCAGCACAGGCACCGGCACCGGCAGCACCACGGCCACCAGAGGAAGCUUCUCGUCCGUCUGUGUCGAGUGGGGAAGAUGGCCGCUAUGAAAAUAUUAACCAGUGGAGGGCUCUUCCUGGCGUUCUGCGCAAUGGGGCUGCUCGCUAUGGCAAUUUGCACCGACUACUGGUACGAGACGGACGCGAGGAGGCACCGAGAGAGGUGUAAAAACUACGCCAACAAGCGCAACGACCCAGGCUACAUCUACAUCUCGAACCACAACCUCCCCCUCCAGAUGCCUCCGAAGAGGAGGGGAGGCGGCCCGAAGGCUGCUCCUCUCUUCAGGGGCAAACGACACGUUGUGGCCGCAGCCUCCGCGAUGGAGUCCCACUGCAGUCGGCAGUUCAAUUCAACGGUGUCGGGCCUUUGGAGGAAAUGUCACCGGGAGGGAUUCGACCUUGAAACCGAGGACCUUAUUUACAAAGGAGUAAUUCAAAGAUGUACCCCAGUAAAGUAUCACUACACGUCCUCAAUUCUUCCACGAAAUUUACCCGUCAACAUCACGAAGACCAUACGGCAGGAUGAAUGGCACGCACUUCAUCUAAGAAGAAUGACAGCCGGCUUUGUUGGUAUGGCCGUCUCCAUAAUACUUUUUGGCUGGAUAAUUGGAGUGCUGGGUUGCUGCCAACAGCAUGACCUCAUGCAAUAUGUAGCUGGGCUACUCUUUCUCAUGGGAGGAACAUGCUGCAUCAUCUCCUUGUGCACUUGCGUGGCCGGAAUCAACUUUCAGUUAUCCCGCUACCCUCGCAACAUGUACGGCCUUCCGGAGGACAUUAGCCACGGCUAUGGCUGGUCCAUGUUUUGUGCCUGGGGCGGCCUCGGCCUCACUCUGCUGGCUGGGUUCCUCUGCACCUUGGCCCCCUCCCUCAGCACGCCGGCUCGCACGGCGACCCACAAGCCGAGGCACGAGAAUGGAACCGUGUGACAAGGCCAGGGCGACUAACCGCCGAGCGCACGGACUACACUCUUCAAAACGUGGAUGUGAACAUCUACAACCCUUUUUGUCUCAUCACCAUCUCACCGCGCACUCAACAUCGCCAUUCCUCUCAGUGUUCAUCGUGCCUGAGUUGUGAUCGCACACUUUCUGGAACAACGAACCCACAGACUUGGAAAAACAAGGACCUCCACAGGGACACCCAGAGUGCAAGCUAACGUCUUUGGCUAUCAUAGCACAAGGUUUUUUUGAUGUUGUCUCUUUGGACAUGCUGACUUUAUGGCAAUCUGAAGGUGACUGUUUUACAAUGGUGCUCUCCUAAAUCCAUUUGCUACACGUACGGACACUUCUAUGGGCGCACACGGGCCCAUGCAGACAGACACCGGCUUUUCCACACGCUCAUUUUCUGCUGAUGAAUCAUGGGAGAAAUCAUCCAAACAGAGCAAAUCGCAUCAAAUGAGGCCAGAACAUCCCGUCAGCCUUGCUCUUUUCAGUUGAGUGCAGUGCGCUGUUAUCAUUUGCGAUGGGGAGGGAGAAAGAAAAAAAAAAGAUUUGUCAAUCAAUGCCUAUUGCUGAUCUUUCGUGUAGCACAAUAAUAUCAAACGUUGGACCGUAGACCCUGUCAGAUGUCUGUGUUCUCUACUGGGUGAAUCAAGUGGUGUGGGAAGCAACAACAACAACACAAAAUACACCGGAUUAAAUUUGCAUCCAAAAGCAAACCAUUUUGAUCACCUCUUAAAAAGAUUUGUGUACAUGUAUGUGCGCAAUUGCAUCUCUAUGUAGACUAAGAUUCAAUGUUUAUGUCAAGUAGAUUUUCAAUAAGGUUGUUUAUAUCUGUGUGUGUCGAAACAAUGAUGCCUGACAGUAAGUGCAGGCUCAGCGGGAUUGUUUUCAAGAUUUGUGCUGCAGGGAUGAAUCCAUUAUAGGAUUGAGCAAGAUGAUGGCAUUUUGAGGUUUUCGGGGGUGAGGAGGAACUGAAAUGCAUAACUGCUGAGCUGGGACUUCGGGCUACUGCGCUCUAACUGCUUUUGACAGGGCCGGUUGUUUGCUGAGAGCUUAAUUGUAAGGCGACGAGAGACAUAUAAGAAAGCCGACUGCCGAGUGAAAUUCAGGUGCUGCGUUGUUUACACUCACAAUUUAAAGUACUUGUUUGUAGAAGGGAAAACAAGUGCUGGAAAGUUUUAGCAUUGCCACAAAAAAAAAAAGACGCCUCAACAUGGUCCUUUGCAGCUAAAAUGGUGAAAUGGAACAAGCGGCAUUUUAUUAUUUUAUUUUUUACACUAAAAUCCACCUUUUUCAAUGUGUUGCUGCACAUCUAAGGAGUUCUUCUACCACUUAAUUCAACCGUAAUUCAGUUGUUUGAAUAAAACGGCAUCACUUUGAUUAGAUGCAGGGCUGCAACCUCCCCAAAAUGAUCAAAAGAACAAGCCCAUUGUCAUCUGUGGUCUUCAACAAAUGCAUUCCACUGCCACCGCCGAGGAUUCGUCUCAAAAAUCAACCAACACCAUGAAGUGUUUUUGGGGGGCUUAUUAUCCACCUCCUCCUCCUGGGCAAUCAGCCCCCUUCAGGGACUUGCCCCCCUCCUGUGUCGCACACCCGGUACGACUCCAGCAGGUGCCAAGCGAGGUUCACACCCAUUGCGGGCCCCGAAAGGGCCCUCGCCUGAUUAUUGGUUAGAGAGGGUUGUGGGGCGGCUACUCCCACUCUCGUCCAUUCCGGCAGGGCGAGCACUGGGUGCCUCACCUUCCAGUGAGACCCCACCUCCUUCCCCGCCGGCUGGUGGGCAUUUAGCUGUGUCUGGGGCCCAAGAGCCCUGGCGUUCCCCCCUCCGCGCCACUCGGAGGCAUCCCACCACGCGAGGCGGACUCAACAUCAUCAUCAUCAUGUUCAGUGAGCUCAUUGAGCCGUUUAACAGAAAUUUCAAACUGAAUUCAGCUUUUUAUAUCCGAACGUGAACCAACUGUCUUAAGUCAAAAUUCAGUCAAGCAUAUCGCCAAACCACAACAAAAACAUGGUUUCUCUAUUGAGGAAUGCAAGUACAUCUAAAUUAUUCUGAAAUAAUCUGAAGCCUUGGUUUAAAAAAAAUUAGUGUACUACUUUCUCAUUUCUUUCAAACUUUAAAUUCCUUGAUGACAAAGGUUUUGUAUUUCUGCUUUAAAAAAAAAACCAUCCUGGUUAAAUGGCUUCCACGUGGUGGUGUAUUAUUAACCGUUACAGCAUAAACAUUAAAAAAGUACAUAGUGUUGUUAAUUUUGGGCAGCUGUUGCGUCCAUUUAAAGUUGAUAAGACUUGUACAUAACGAUACAGACAGAUGAAAAUAUGUGCCUACUUGACAAAGUGUGACCAAACCAAAACUAAUCUGGGCCGAAGAUUUGGGGAAAGUUGGUUUAAUGUAAAACACACGCAACUAAGUAUUUUAUGAAAUGUUUUCUUGUGCAAAACAAUUUCUAUCACACAGCAGCAUCGGCCCACUGACAGGAUUAAAUAGCAGAACAGGCUGUUUAUGGAGUUGGAAGGAUUCUCAGUCACUUAUUUUGUGUGGAGUUGGCAUUAAAAAAAAAAAAAAAAGAUCCUGGUCACCAAAACAGUCAAGUAUUAAAGUUUGGUGAGAUGAGUCAUUUGAGAUGUUAUCAUCUAUGUCAGUUAACUUUCUUGGGGGGAAAAAAAGAAAAAAAGGUGUUAUGAUGCGUGUUGACAACACUGUAUGUGAUGUUCAAGUCCUUUUUCACGUUACCAAACCCACUACAAGAGGUUUGACGUUAACUGAAGCAUGAUUGAAAAGUGUUUCUUCAGUGUCUUGUCAAAUCUUUGCACAUUGCUGGGUCGGUUCCAAGUCAAAGCAGACAACAUUACCAAGUCAAAUGUUUGCAAGGUCACAUAUGGCAUCCAAAAGGAUACGAGCAUGUGAUGCACAGAAUGACGUGUCUUUUACAAACAUUCUGGGAUUUAUACCACGUUGUGUAUUUAUGGAAAGUCCGUUCAACCAUUUAAGUAUUGUGAAAAUAGGAUGGCAUUAAAAAGGGAGCGAUUGUUAGGAAUAAACCAUGAACAUUUAUUGUGCUACGCCAUUCAUGAGUCACCUGACUUACAGAACACUUUUCAGGGUUUUUUUCCUUCUAUAAAGAUCACCACCCAAAGUCUCCGGUUAUGUAAGUGUUAUGAUAAGGACUAAAUAGUAAUGUGAAUAUGUUGACAUAACGGAAGCAAUAUUACACACCUUAUGUGUUUAUUUAUUUUGUGGUCAUGUUCCGACCCACUUUUUUGAUCUGAUGUGCUCCAACUCCAUAUUAGAUGAAGAGCACAAUUGAUGUCCAUUUUGUGAGAUUGUUGCAUUCGAUGCAUCUAAAAUGACAGCACAAUUUGUAAUUUUAACAUUAUUAUCAGUUUAUUUUUUUCAUACAAGGGAAAAGGAGGUCGAGUUUGAUUGAUGAUUCAGAAUCGAAUACAUAUCCUCUCAACAUUCAACUUCCUGUGUUCAGCAGAAAAGCUGCUAUUUAAAGCGGCGUGGCUCUUAUUUUUUACAUUUGUACCAGUGUAUUUCCCUGCAGGUGCUUUGUGGUGACUGAAAAGGCAUAACAGACAUGCAUGAUAUCAUUGCGGUUCAUUUCAAUAUUCAGCUGUCGAUUUUCCUUAUUUAUUUUACUGAAAUAAAAGAUGUAAUUACUA
Hippocampus zosterae (dwarf seahorse) is the source of this 4842-nucleotide messenger RNA. It is a transcript of the gene tmem276b, whose product is annotated as transmembrane protein 276b. The transcript is spliced from 4 exons. Bases 280 to 1167 code for a protein of 295 amino acids. The record is from RefSeq and is a predicted model, not a curated record. Gene Ontology annotation, cellular component: membrane. Lineage: Eukaryota; Metazoa; Chordata; Actinopteri; Syngnathiformes; Syngnathidae.